Messenger RNA from Cladocopium goreaui, 845 nucleotides. Lineage: Eukaryota; Dinophyceae; Suessiales; Symbiodiniaceae. The record is from the annotation of a GenBank genome assembly.
ACCUGGCGCGACGCCCGACCUGGCCCGCGAUGUCGCUGACGGAGCCCAUCACCGCGGCGGCCCUGGAGGCCUCGCCGGCACCGGACGGCGAGGCGAGUUUGCUCUCGGAGCACAGCGCCGACAUCGCGCGCUUCCACGCGGCGGUGGCGCAGAACCGGCGCCUGCUGGGGGAUCGGCCAGGGACAGGGACAGGGACGGCAGGGCCCGGCGCCACGGCGCGCCCCAGCGCCAGCGCCGCGGAGUUUGCUGCGCCAGCGGAGCCGGUGACCCGCGGGCGACCGCCGAGCCCACCGAAGAGGCAGCCCUGGGAGGUGCCACGCAGCAGAUCUGCAGAUGCACCGGGACGUGGCUGGUGUCAAGAGUUCCCUUGGGGUGCCAGUGAUACCAGAACGCUGAUCCGCGAGGACCGGCGCCGAUAUCUGGAGCUCCAGCGGCGGAAGCUGAAGGACGAGCUGCAGGGCUUGGCCAAGGCAGAGCUGGUGGAGAAAAUUCUGCACUGGUGUUCCACCCUGGGAAUUUGGAACCUCAACGACCUGGAACAUGCGAUGCAGCGCCGCGUGGAUGCGACGCGGCCGAGGCCGCGGGACGAAUGCGCGCGCUGCGGCACCAAACAUCUCAAGGAUGGGAACUUCUGCCGCCGCUGCGGACAACGCAGACAGACCACGUUGAGCUGCGUGAAGUGUGCAGCGGCGAAGGCGAAGGAACAACGAGAGGUAGCCGAAAUAGCCCUGAGCAGAGUGAGACUGGAGGAAUUCGAGGCAUUGUAAGCGCACCCAAAGCGGUGCGAACUGCAUCAGGGCUGAACAAUGAUGGUGAUGCAGUGGGUCAUUUCACCUGAAAAUUAC